AUGGCCGAAGGGAUUGACAACUUGCAAUCCACGUACUCGCGUUCGGGGAGGUCGUUUUCCGACGGCCCUUCUUCGAACACAGCGGGUGGGUCUCGUCGUACUGCUCGACGAGACCAAGGACAUCAACAAUCAGCUCGGCACGAGGCUUCCAGCCGUCCUACGCCGGUGGAUAGCCACGCCAGCGGACGAGGUAACUCGUCCGGACGCCAUUCACAUCGCGGUGGUUUAAAAUACGCUCCACUAGGAAGCGUUGAACACCGCUUGAGCCCACCAAAGGACGUGGUGGUGGCGGGAACACGAGAUAUGGCUCGAGGGUCGUAUCAGCUUGAUGUUCAAGAGCUGAACCGUGUAACGGAACCGUUGCAAGAUUACCUGAAUCACGAACGGACUCGGCGUUAUGUGCUUGAGGAUCUUGUGAGGAAUAAUUAUUAUUCCCUAACGCACGAUCGUUCGGACGACCGUGCCGCUUUCGCGUUCGCGCAACUUGAGAACGAACGUUCGACUCGUUCUUUUUCGUGA
Molecule: messenger RNA, 519 nt
Organism: Peronospora matthiolae
Lineage: Eukaryota; Oomycota; Peronosporomycetes; Peronosporales; Peronosporaceae
Source: the annotation of a GenBank genome assembly